This is a messenger RNA of Physcomitrium patens, 2106 nucleotides long. Its product is annotated as selenium-binding protein 2. The record is from RefSeq and is a predicted model, not a curated record. Lineage: Eukaryota; Viridiplantae; Streptophyta; Bryopsida; Funariales; Funariaceae. Gene Ontology annotation, molecular function: selenium binding.
GGAGAGGUCCAUCGUAGAGCCUUCAUCUCCUUCGACGAGUGCAGCGUCGGUUUUGUACUCUCUCUCACACAAGUUUCGCUUGGUCUCCGUUUACUCUCACUCUCAGGCUCAGGCUCAUUUCACGGGUUCUGCAAAUUGGGCGCUUGUUGUUGUUGUUGUUGUUGUUGUUGCAGUGCUUAAAUAUUUGGGGCGAUCGAUGCAAAUUUGCUGAGUUGAUCCAUCUCGCUUUGGUUCCUUCUCCCCACUCCUUUCGAAACGUGACUUUUGCAGCUGGGGGUGAUUGAAACCGAGGAGCUGAUUAGAAACAUAAAGGAGAUUUGCUGGCUAGGAAAAAGGCAGUGCAAGGACAUGGCGAGCGCGAUAGUAGACAAGGUGAAAUCGGUGAUUCAGCCGGAGGAUGAAAACGGAAAAGCAGGUCAUUGCUGCAGCGCACUGUCGAGUGGACCAGGCUAUGCGUCCCCAGAGCAAGCCCAGAAAGGACCACGCGAGAAGCUGCUUUACAUCACUGCUGUUUACACAGGAACCGGCAAGAAGAAGCCCGAUUAUCUGGCCACGGUUGAUGUGGACCCAAAUUCAAACACAUAUUCAAAGGUGAUUUACCGCACGGUGGUGGACCAUUUGGAUGACGAGAUCCACCACAGUGGCUGGAACACAUGCAGCUCUUGUCAUGGUGAUGGCGGUCAGAAGCGCCGCUACCUCGUCCUUCCAUCGCUUGUGUCAGGACGGAUCUACAUUGUAGACACGCUGAAGGACCCGCGGGCACCGCAGGUGCAUAAGACGGUGGAGCCGGAUGAGAUAUUGUCGAGAACAGGGUUGGCUUAUCCUCACACUGCCCAUUGUCUCGCAAAUGGCGAUAUCAUGGUGUCGUGCAUGGGUGACAAAGAAGGAAACUCUAAAGGCUCUGGUUUUCUGCUCCUUGACUCAAAUUUCAACGUCAAAGGAAGGUGGGAAAAGCCGGGUCAUAGCCCGCCUUUUGGUUACGAUUUCUGGUACCAACCUCGACAUAACGUGAUGAUUAGCUCCUCGUGGGGUGCGCCUAAGGCAUUCUGUAAAGGUUUCAAUCCAGCUCAUGUCGCUGAUGGUUUAUAUGGUCAGCACUUAUUUGUCUACGACUGGCCUGAGGGUACUCUAAAGCAAACUCUCGACUUGGGCAACACUGGUCUUAUUCCUCUCGAGAUUCGCUUCUUGCAUGAUCCGAGCAAGGCAGUGGGAUAUGUGGGAGCUGCCUUGAGCAGCACAAUGGUCCGUUUUUUUAAGAAAGAUGACGACACGUGGGAUACGCAGGUUGCCGUAACUGUGCCUGCAUUGAAGGUGCGAAACUGGAUAUUGCCAGAAAUGCCAGGACUCAUCACUGACUUCCUCAUUUCACUUGAUGAUCGAUUCUUGUACUUCUCCAAUUGGUUGCACGGUGACAUCCGGCAGUACAACAUUGAGGACCCCGCAAAUCCAGUUCUCACGGGUCAAGUAUGGGUCGGCGGACUAAUUCGCAAAGGUGGUAAUGUUUACGUCGAGGAGUCGGGUGAGACAUGGCAAUCAACUGUUCCUGAUGUCCAGGGGACGGAGUUGAGAGGCGGCCCGCAGAUGAUUCAGUUGAGCUUGGACGGGAAGCGAUUGUAUGUCUCAAACUCGCUCUUCAGUGCAUGGGACAAUCAGUUCUACCCGUCCAUGGUGGAGAAGGGGUCUCACAUGCUUCAGAUAGACGUGGACAAUGUGAAGGGAGGUUUAACUAUCAACUCACGGUUCUUCGUCGAUUUUGGUGCUGAGCCUGAGGGCCCUGCCCUUGCUCACGAAAUGCGCUACCCUGGAGGCGACUGCACUUCAGAUAUCUGGCUGUAGAUCGAACUGCCAACAAGUGGGGACCUGUUGUGAACUAAACAUGUAAAACUUGUGGAUUUGAAUAAUGAAUUUGGUUGAUAGUUGAGUUCUCCUCGUUGCUUCGGUUGGCAUCUAAGUGCUUUGUUUGGAGUGAAACUGUGACUCCUGUGUUGGUCUCGCACGGAAGGUGCCAUCUCUUCGAAACGGGGCAUAUGUUGAGUGUAUCUACAACAUCUUGACCCAAUGGAGUGAGAAAUGAAAAAAAGAUUUGAAAGCUUCUUUCGACAAUGA